AUGGGACAAGUAACCCUAUUACGCGAGUAUCGGCGUUCAGCCCCGGAGCAUGUGUCGAUCAGUCGAGAUGACUCUCAUGGCCUCCAUCUCAUUGAAUGCUGCAAUCCCAAUCUUGUCGAGACCAGCGACAUCAUUGAUGAGUGGGGAGGUGGCAUGAGAGACUUGUGUGCCAGUAGUACCACGCACUGCGUGCCCUUCAUCGCGCGGACGGGUCUUUUCAGUUUGCAAAUGAGGAUUUGCAUGAGCGCCGCAGAGAACGGAAUCUCUGGACCCGAGAUUCCGGCCGGGUGUCGACGACCUCCGAGAUGGAACCAGCCCGGCCGCAUAGACUUUACCGUCCUUUCCUUAUUUUCCACGCCUCUCCACCUUGUUUCCUUGUUCUCGCUGAGUUUCCAGAGACUUGCACAGAGUCCCAGUCGGUUGAGACUCGAAAUGGCUUCAUCUGUUUCACUGAUCAUGAGAGAAAGAAAAAAAUCAAAAUCAAAAAUCAAAAAGAAAAACAAAUUCUGA
This is a messenger RNA of Penicillium oxalicum, 510 nucleotides long. RefSeq lists its product as uncharacterized. The transcript has a single exon. Lineage: Eukaryota; Fungi; Ascomycota; Eurotiomycetes; Eurotiales; Aspergillaceae. The record is from RefSeq and is a predicted model, not a curated record. Bases 1 to 510 code for a protein of 169 amino acids.